UCAGGGUUAAUGUGACGUUAUAUAUGAUUUAGUAUAUAUUAUUGAGAUAUUAUUUAUAUUUCUCUCAGAGUCUCGUUUCCUUCUUUGGCAUAUUUGAUUGGAUAAAUUAAGAAACAGAGACGAUGAAUCAGAUUGAGAAAGAGACCACACAAAAUAUGAGAAUUCCCUAGACAACAAAUUAUAAAAAUAUGUUUCUAUUAUAUUAUACAAUGAUUAGUUUUUUAGUUGGUUAUUUUAGUUGUAACAUGCUUUAAAAGCUUAAAAUUUUGCUCUUUAUAUAAAAGAGAUCAUUAUUUCAAUAUUUUCAAUACUAAUUUCAAUACAAUUAUUUGAAAUUUGAUUAAACUAUAUAAACUUCUUUUGUGAAAAAAAAACUAAUUUAAAAGUCGACUCCACAUUCGAAAAAUAAAAACUCUAAUCAGUAUAUUAUUUAUUAUAUGGUAGUUGGUUUGGGGUCUACUCUCGGAAGACUCUUCUCUUUUCUUAUAGUCAAAAAAACGUUAUUUAGAAAGGUCUAGUUGGUACAUUAUGCUUUACAAGUCUCUCGUUAUACAUAAGUUUUUUAUUAUGGUAAUGGAGAAACUGAUUCAGUAAUAGAUAAGGUUUUAAAAACAUGUCUACGUUUGCUAAUAACUACGAUUUCAAGAAACCCAACUAAUAUGUAAGUUUCCAAGGUUGAGCUGUAUCCAGUUUGAAACGUUUGUUCCAAUCGUUUCUAGGUGCAGCCUGUUUAUCUAACUUGUGACCAAACAAACUGAAACGGUUCUUUCCUUACCGCCUCCUUUUAUGGGCGGUUAAGAACUUAGUCUGACCGCAAAACUUACUCUGUGGGUAAGGACGCACAUAAUUAAACUAGUUACCACAUUAAUUAAUUAUGUCCAAAUAAACAAAGUAUAUAUGUAUCCCAGGGUAGUUUUUUACACAUGCCGUAAAUAAUUUGAGUAUAAAAUAAAGACGAAAUUCACAUUUCCUGGACAAUGUCACUGUUCACUAAGCCAUAUUUUUCGAGUAAGUCAUUAUCAAAUGUCAAAUUGAGCUUUUUGUUCCCUUCUUGAAAUGAAAAUAUAAUACCACGUAUACAAUUUGUUUAAAUACGAAUGGGUCAUGGUAUUAAAUUUUGAUUAAACAUAAAACGUACACGUACCCAAUCAAAUUUAUGUGAAAGAAUAUGUCUAGAACAGAUCCAUAUAUGUUAUUGUAUACCAAGGUAAAAGUGUUGAAACGUCAUAUUCGAUUCGGCGGCAUCAUAAUUAAUUAAGAACCCACUUUACUUUAUGUUUAUUAUAUAUACAUGGCCAUUGGCCACCACAAUAAAUAAAUAAGAACUGCUUCAAUCUUUAUAUAUUUUCUCAGCUAGUGAUUACACAAUAAUUCACUGAAUAUACAUUAUUCACAAGUAUAGAGUUAUCUAUCGAUCUAUAUUCACAAAGUACUAAUCGUAAUGAUAUAAACUGAACUAGCUAGUAUCCGCUUCAGGAAAGAAUGGCUAUUGUUCAUUCAGAAUCUGUUAAGUUGAUUGAGGAAUAUGGGGCCCGUUAAUCACAAUUACGGUUCACGAGAUUAAUAAUGUAGUCCAGUUUUAUUUAAAAACAAUAUGAGUGGUAUUAGUCUUCAUCCUUCAAUUCGUGAUUAUAGAUUUGACAUAACGGUGUGAUAGCUCUACAAUGAAUGAUGAAAUAGUAUAUAUAUGUAAUUGAAUGACGUUUUUACGUAUAUGGUAAUCAUAAAACGUCAGAAUAUUAGAUAGGUCUAGUUAGAGAUCGACACAAGUGGAAAAAUCAAACGAUGAAAGAUUUAUCUUAGUAUUCGUAUUUGAUCCUAACAUUUUGGGCAUUCACUGGAAAAUACCAAUCGAAAUUGUUUUGUCCAAAACUAAAUUGAUAAAAGUACUUGAAAUUUGUAACUUUGUACAAUAUUGGUUUUACUCUAUAUUUUGGACUAUAAUUAAUUGGUAUCAAAAUACAAAUAAAGUGUAGAGUUAACUUAUAUAUAUAUACUUUAACUGAUGUUAUAUUAUAUUAGUAGUCGAAUUGAGAAAACACUUUGUUUCUUAGUAUAUGUUGCUGUGUAGGUUUGAAAUAAAUCAGAAAUCUGGCUAAUUUUUUUUAAAAAAAAGUUAAGGAAUUUUAAUUCUAGCCUUAUACAUUUUAGUCCGGUGCACAAAAAAAAAUACAUUUUAGUCCUGAAAACCUAGUAAUUACAGUUGCUAAGAAGAGCAAGAAGACAAGAAUUGCCGCAAGUGAACACAUGGAAGAUAGCUUAAACGCAACGUAACUGUGAUUGAGCUUGAUCGAAUAUAAGAAGAAAAACUUUGUAUUAUUUAUCAUACAUAAUUUUAUUUUAUAAUCGUGCAGAUAGAUACAAAAUAAAUGUCUAAAAACUAAGAAAGAGAGAGCAGAGAUUGUUGGAAAAUCUGUGAACGAUAUACGAUGAUUGAUGCGAGAUUUAACAUUUUUAUAUAAGUCAAUGGAAACACAUGGCGCACAUGCGACUUAUUUUUAGUUGUAUAAAAAAUAUCAACGACGAAGGAAACAUAACUGUUUUUGGUCGACUAUAUAUUUUCAACGUAGAGAAAAUUGGUUAUAUAUAGAGAUGUCAGAUGUGUUGAGAGUAAUUUAGAUACAAAAUGAUAUACCAUAGAUUAUUAAAAUGCUUAAACACUAUAUAUUUUUAGAAAAGCUAAUAAUUUCAUUUAUUUCACUGCUAACACUAAAAAUAACAAAAUUUCCUUUAUUUUAAAAUUUAUUUUAUGUUUAAUUUUAUUAUUUUAUUUUAAAAUUAAAAUAUAAACUAUAAGUGGUAAAAACGAAAACAAAAUAAAAGUGAUAAAUAAGUAAAUAUUUAUUAUUUUUAAUAUAUGUGAAAAUUUUAGAAAGUCAGUCAUCCAAACACAGAAAAAAAAAACAUUUCAGCGAAUUGGUGAAACAAAAAUGGAUUUUUUUUCCAUUUACGUUUAGUUCUUUCUUUCUUAUGAUUUAUUUAGUAGACACGAGCAAAGACGGCGUCAGCAAGUGGACCAAACAGGUAGUAAUCAGGAGCCAGAAACGUAAUGCCAUCUGGAGUAUUAGGUGACUUGUUAAGAUACUGACAGUUCCGUAUGAUAAAAGGUAGUAAAAUUUUGUGAAAGUAAAAUCCUACGGUAAAGAUAACAAAAAUGUGGUCCUAGUUCUUGAAUCUAAAUUGCCUUCUAUAUCGUGGAAACUAAAAGACUUUGUAUUAUUUGAUAAAGAAAAACUUUGUAUUUCUUCAUAUAGAAACUCUGCAUUUAUAUAUUGCAGUGUGUAUAUUUUAUAGCUACGUACACAUGUACUACAUACGCAUAUAAUUGCAUAUAUAAAUAUUGAAAAAGACAAUGGGAGCGGUUCAGAAACUUAAAUAUGAUGUUCCCUUUAACUCUUUUUGUUCAUUCAAUUCUCUGUUUCCCCAUAAAAGAGGUAACAAGUACUAAAAAUAAUAAAAUGAAAUAGAAGAUCAAAUAUUUUUCAUUAAGCGACGGUCGAUGCGCGAGAGUCAUGAGAUAUGUACUACUUUCUCGUAGAUCUAGGUUGUUUUUAUUUUGUAUUAUAACAGCUACUUGCAUAGUUGAUCAAAAAACAGCUACCUGUAUUUGCUACAUUACAUUUUAGUUUUCCAAUAAUUAAUUACUUUUAAGCCAUUAUGCUUAGUGAAUCGUUUAUUGGAUGUGUAAAAUUUGAUGAUUAAGAAAAACUUUGUCAGCUUAAUCUAAACAUAUGUGUAUGUGAUUCUUUGUAAGCCGUUUAAAUCAUUCAUGUAUGAUGUAUGUAUCACAAGGUUUUCUUUUGUAAUGGUGGAAGUUCGUUGAGUGGUAACAUCUCUUGGGCCACACCAAAUCAGAUCCUCCAAAUCUUGCUUUUGGUCAGACUGAAUAUCAUUAUACAUAAAAUAAUAACACCGCUCAUAAUUAACAUAUUAAUACGUAUUGUGAUUGCAUACCUUUUGUGAGAAAACGUGUAUUCUACUUAAAAUCAAGAGGAGUCAUUGUUUCAAAUGCAACAUUUGUGAAAUCAAUAGAAAAGGUUUCGAAGUACUUUAUAUUACAAAUGUAUACAUACAAUCACAAGCGAUUCUUCUAUAUAGUCAUGGAAAAUGAAUGCUUAAGUGAUUCAUACACAUAAUGGUUACUAUAAAUUCUUCUCACUUUGGUAUGUGCAAUUGGAAGAAACCAUUAUAAAAUGUCAUUCAUCACGGAUGGUAUUUAUAUAUAUAAAUCGUGCUAUAUAAUUACAAACAAGUAAUUAAAAACGCAGGUAAUAUCAACAUCAGUAUUUUCAAAUAUAUAGAUAAAGAGUUCGCGUGUGAUUAGUUGAUAGGGAGAGUUGGAGAGGGAAGAGAAAAACCACUGAGAAAAUAGCACUCACACUCUUUUGUAAAAGUUUGGGGUUAAUACCUUUCGAAUAUCUUUUUAUCAGGGUGAAGAUUAGAAUAAGAUUUAAAUUUAUAAACAAAUCCAAUCAUGAAAGGGAAAGAUUCAACAUAUAGGAAGAACAAUUUAAGAAAGAAACAAAUCUACAUCACAUCAUUUGUAUAUAUAUUAGUGGCUGCCCUACAAUUGUCUUUGUCUCCAUAGUUUUUUUUUUUUUGUUUAAACCUCCAUAGUUUAUUUAUCAUAUUAACUUUCAUCAUAAAAGAGACAAAAUUUGAUAAUGAUCAACUUUUGUUCUCUCCUAUUUUCCACCCCGAAUAAUUCUUGAAGUUUCUGCUUCUUUAUUUACUUUUUAUUAUUAUAUGAUCAUCUUUAUUUGGAUUAUAUGCUCACUAUUGUAUCUUUUGCUGUUUUUCUUCUUGGAAAAAUAAUUUAAAGAGUCAAUGAACACUAAACGCUAUAGAUAAUUAGUGAGUUGUCUUCAUAGAUACGAUGGUUAUAAUGCAUUAAGUUAUUUAAAUGCUAUUUUCUCACAUUUACUUUUAGACCACACCUUAAUGAGAGAGAAUUGUAAGCUUAAGUCUUGGAAAAUAUUUUCCAACAAACUAAUCCAACAACCCGUAAAAUGACUUUGUAGUUUAUGAUAUUUGAAAUUGUUGGGAAUAUUGAAAACAAAUAAUAUAACUGCAUAAUUAUAAUUAGUACAACUUUUGUGAAUAUGAAAUAUGGGCUGGAAUGAAAGCCCAAUGGGCUAAUCUUAUUCUAGCUCUGAUCCAAAUGAAAUGUUUGGCUGGAACUAAAGCCCAAUAGUCGAAUCUUCUGAUGGGUUUUAGUAAUUGUAAAGCAAAAACGCGGGAAACUUGUGUUAGAAUUUCAGAUAGUCCAAAUGUGUUAUGCGUUGGAACUUUACUUUUUCAAUCCUGACAGCAUAAUUCUUUGCCCGACGAAUAAAUAAAACCAAUAAAGGAAUAGAAAAACUGGGAUGAUUUCCUGAAGACAGAAGCAAUAUAAAUGCUUGAUUUAAAUAGCUUCACCUUCACGUACUUUUUGAACCUCUGGCCUUUUGUAAUCUUAUAAGAACCCCUAUCCUCGUAAUAUAAUCCAUGCACAAGUAAAUAUAUUCACAUAACCAACGGUGUCCUAAUCAGCAUGUUACAUGGCCAAGGAGAAGCAACCACUAAUGGAUCUAGAGCAAGGAAUAAAGCUAACCAGUUUUACUGACAAUGAACCACCAAAGAUGAUCUUGGAUAAGACGAAUAUAAUCGGAUCUGGUUAUGUAACUAAAUGGAGUGAAGGUUCUCGUGGUCCAUGGGAUGCUCCUUAUCAGAUUGCAACGCUAGGUGAAGUUGAAGAAUCACAAAAGCAAAAGGCGAUCGAGGAUCCAACCAUGGAGAAUGUAACCGGAACUGAUAACGUGGGUAAAUGGAGCGAAGGAUUUCGUGAUCCAUCGGCUCUUAACCUCAAAAAACCUGAGAAAGCUAAGGCAAUAUCGGCCAACACUAAACCGGCAUCUGGCUCCCAACCUGAGAUUCCCGGUUUAUGGUCUUCUUCGUUUAGCAAAGAGUAUUGUUGCAUCUAUAGAGUGCCUAACUGGUUACGCCGAGUUAACCCAGAGGCUUACACUCCUCAGAUGCUUCUACUCGGUCCACUUCAACAUUCUAAGAAAGCUGAAGCUCUUGAGCUUUCCAAAACCGAUUUAAGAUAUAUGAACUAUAUGAACAUGGAACGUCACAAGAAGAAGUAUCUUAUGGAAAUUGCACAUAGAUAUGGGACUGAAACCAUCAUAGAGUUCAGCAGAAUCAUUGAGAGAGAUGAACAUAUCAUAAGAGCAAGCUAUGCCGAAUCAACGGAGUGGAUCAAAUCUGCAGAGUUCGUGGAAAUGAUCAUACACGACGCUGUUUUCUUACUAGGGUUCUUCCUUCAGACCGGAACUCAAAAGUAUCAAAGGAACGAAGAUAUUCUUUUCGAUGUUCCCUGUCAUAUAACUCCUAUUCUGGAAGACCUAAUCUUGCUCGAGAACCAACUUCCUUAUGCUCUUUUAGAAAAUCUUUUCGAACCUUUUCUCUUUCAGUUUAGAUUUGAGGAAACGCUCCGUGACAUUAUCCUUCGAGUUUUUAGGUUUGAAGGGAAGUUGAAAAAGGAUGUAAAGUUCAGACAUUUUACAGAUUUGUUUCGACGUGUCCGUGUGGCAACACUUGGUUUGCCUGAAGAGCAAGGUGCUAGAGCUGAGCAACCGAAGAUCAUAAAGAGUCUAUACAAUGCAGACAAACUAGACAGUGCAGGAGUCGAGUUUGCGAAUGUGGGUGAAGAAAAUGAUUUAUCGUUGGUGAUUGUUUUCAAAGGAGGAGUCUUGACGAUGCCUUGUUUCACAGUUGAAGAAAACACCGAGAGGGUUAUGAGGAACAUGAUGGCACUUGAGCAGUGUCAUUACCCUCUUUCUGCUUAUGUUUGUAACUAUAUUACCUUCUUGGAUUUCCUCAUCUACACUGACGCAGACGUUGACUUGCUUGUCAAGAAAGACGUUAUAAAGAAGAAUAAGAACUGGUUAGGGCAUCAAGGAUCGGUGGCAGAAAUGGUGAAUAAGCUGUGUGUAGGGCUUGUGGACUUUGGAUCUUACUACGAGCCUAUAGCUGAAAAACUCAAAAAGCACUACAAUAGCAGUCUCCACAGAUCCGUGGCCACGCUCCGACGAGUCUACUUCAAAGAUAUUUGGACCGGAACUACCACCGUGGCAGCCGUUGUUCUCCUUAUUUUGGCUUUAGUUCAGACGGUGGCUUCUGUUCUCCAAGUGACGCAGAGCGACCCCAAGUCACCACCACCUCAAGCUCCUCCCCGAGGAAAGUAGACUGUUUCUUGUAUACCUAGAAACAAAACUUUAAAAAAAAAAAAACUUGCAUUGUUUUUCUUUUCCACACAGAACUAUAUAUAACUUUGGUGUCCUCUUUAUCUUAAAAGUUUAAAAUACAAUUAAGAUAUUCGAUUACU
Messenger RNA from Brassica rapa (field mustard), 7369 nucleotides. RefSeq names its product UPF0481 protein At3g47200. Lineage: Eukaryota; Viridiplantae; Streptophyta; Magnoliopsida; Brassicales; Brassicaceae. The record is from RefSeq and is a predicted model, not a curated record.